AAAUCGUAGUUCGUUUACUGUCAAGAGGAGCCAAUUACAUGAGCGGCCCAAUUUACAUAGGAAGAAAGAGGCUAUUGAUUUCCUUGUUCCCUUAUCAAUCAUGAUCAUCUCGAGGUUGGACGUACCAUAAUCUGCCUUGAAAUCAUGAACUCUACAAGAAAUAUAUCGGACCCAAAGGAAACUCUUGACAGAUUGACGUUGAAUUCUGUUACUGGGGUAUUGUUUAUGAUUUUUUACGUUACAGUAUUUCUGCUCUCGCUUGUUGGAAACUCUUUGGUGUUACUAGUUUGCUACAAAAGCCUUCGCGGUCGUCGAGGAUUCGAAUCAGUCAAGGGCCCAUUCUUUAAUCAGUACAUCGCAAAUCUUGCAGUAUCCGAUCUCCUAUUCACAAUACUCACGCUGUUUGAUGCGAUGUACACGAUAAAUGGUGAGUGGAUGACGGGAAUCAUCACUUGUAAGACUCAGGGAUUCCUUCUGGAGACCUGCUACACUGCAUCGAUCCUUACCCUUAUUGCAAUAAGUCGCGAGCGCGUCACUGCUAUCGCCUCGCUGGAAAUGAGCUCCCGUGUGCAGAGGGGAAAAGAACGCCGAGUAAACAUCACCAUAGUUUGGUUGCUAGCUAUCGUGAUUUGUUCGCCUUUGUUGUUCGCGUACACACUGUAUGAUGACAACAACGGGUUUAUUAAAUGUCGCAACAUGAACUGGGGUGACACCGGGCGUCGUGUGUACUACAGUUUAACGGCAGUCCUUCUAUUUCUUUUCCCGCUUUUUCUCAUGGCGUGGUCGCACGUCAAGAUCAAUCGCGUACUCAAGUCCCAAGUUGCGCCUUCAGAACACAUGCUCAAAGCCAUCCGUACUCGUCAGAAAAAGGCUAGCAGAAUCCUGUUGAUGGUGAUCAUGGUGUUUUUUCUCUUCUGGUCACCGUUUAUCGUGAUGCGGACGCUGCGAUAUUUUCGUUGGUACAACGCCAUAGGGCCGUGGAAGUUUGUCCAACUUGUUGUUAUAGCGUCAUCUGCUACAAACCCUUUUGUGUACUGCUUCUACAGCGUUCAGUUCCGCAGACUGUUUAAGACUUUUGUCACUUGUAGAUGUACUGGCCUGACGAGGAAUGAUACAAACACAACAAGUGAGCCGUCAUUGACGAAUGCAGCACUUUGAAGAUAUUGUCAGAUAACACUCUUUUAAACGCCAAGGACAGUAAAAGAAAACCUUUGAAGCCAGCAAAAUUAUUUUUCCAAGAGAUAGUCGAUCGGGGGCUUCAUUAUGAGACUUCAUUAUGAAGUGGAAAAUUCUGGAUUCGUUAAUUGAAAAUUGAAAUAUUGGAAAUGGAAUCAAAACGGCAUAGUUUAUUGACAAACCGUAGCAAAAAAAACUCUAAUCUUACACGCGCUGCUGUUCUUUCGGUUAUAUUAUUUUUCUAACACUAAAAAACAUCAUUUCACAAAUAGAUUGACUGACUAUUGUUACUCUUUUUUCUAAUCCAAGCCAAUUUAGAAUGCUGUUUUACAGGAAGUCCGCGCUAUAUAUUGGGUAACUAUGAUACUAGGUAAUGAUCAGUAUCCGAGUCGGGGGAGGGGGAGGGGGGGUAUUCCAUAAGUUAUGUUAGUAUACUUUCUGUGUUUGUGCUUUAUCAUAAGUAUUUCACAUGUCGGUGCCAUUGACGUCGGCAGGCGAGACAAAUAUUAGCUUCUCCACGCGAAUAUAAAUAAACAUUGUGAAAAUACUUGAUAUGCUUAUUAUAACUAGUAGACCCCUGAAUAUACACCCAGCUUUAUGCCAACUCCUCAUUUUUAAAUUGUAGCGUAUUAGCAAAAACGGCGUUAUCCGAAUUCAAAACGAAGUUUUAUAAUGCAACGUGCGGGUCCUAAAAUAACUCUGUACCUAAAGUAACCCGUUGCUUGGCAACCAAAGUACAUUUUGCGAGCCAAAGUACGAUCUGGUAUGUUUAUAUUUUUGUUGUUUGUCUUUCAGCUUAUCAAUUGGCUCUAGGUUCGCACAUUUCGUGAGAUGUGUUGUGAGUUAUGAAGUGUAAUAAAAAUCUCCAAGUGCAAUCUUCGUGUUGUUGACCCUCGUUUACACCUUAUGUAAAGUCAACUGAUUGUAUUAAAUCUAAAUCAGUUUUGCGUCUUCAA
Molecule: messenger RNA, 2132 nt
Organism: Nematostella vectensis (starlet sea anemone)
Lineage: Eukaryota; Metazoa; Cnidaria; Anthozoa; Actiniaria; Edwardsiidae
Product: QRFP-like peptide receptor
Exons: 1
Coding region: 145-1158 (337 amino acids)
Biological process (GO): G protein-coupled receptor signaling pathway
Cellular component (GO): membrane
Molecular function (GO): G protein-coupled receptor activity
Source: RefSeq, a predicted model, not a curated record